Messenger RNA from Dentiscutata heterogama, 346 nucleotides. The record is from the annotation of a GenBank genome assembly. NCBI's taxonomy places the organism in Eukaryota, Fungi, Glomeromycota, Glomeromycetes, Diversisporales, Gigasporaceae.
UCAUUCUUCUAAACAUGCAUGUUUUAAAUGCAGAAAACUUUUUAAAACUAAUGAUACUUCAGACCAAUCAAAUAUUGACAAUUAUACUUUACGAACUAUUGAAGAACAUAAAAUAAUAGCUGAGAAAUGGAAAUAUUCUGUAUCUAGUGAGCGUAAACAGUUGUUUGAUCAAUAUGGUAUUCGAUGGUCAAGUUUUCUUCAAUUAUCAUAUUUUGAUCCAAUAAAAUUUUCUGUUUUUGAUCCGAUGCAUAAUAUUUUUCUUGGAACAGCUUAUAAAAUGAUGAAAAUUUGGACAAUAGAAACUGAUUUAAUUUCAAAAAAUCAACUUAUUAAUAUUCAAAAUAUU